AUGUCGGACGAUGAUGACUUCAUGCAAGCAUCCGACGAUGAGAACUACGACUUCGAGUACGAGGACGACGAUGACCAGGAAGAAGGCGGCGAUGUGGAUGUGGAGAACAAAUACUACAAUGCAAAGCAGAUGAAGACCGACAACCCAGAAGAGGCGAUUGAUGAGUUCUUGGGUGUGCCAGCAUUAGAACCAGAGAAGGGCGACUGGGGAUUCAAGGGACUCAAGCAGGCCAUCAAGCUCGAGUUCAAGCUGGGCAGAUAUGACAAGGCAGUCGAGCACUACACCGAGCUACUGACAUAUGUCAAAUCGGCGGUAACUCGUAACUACUCCGAAAAGUCGAUCAACAACAUGCUCGACUUUAUCGAGAAGAACGCAGAAGACCAGGCAGCCAACCAGUGCAUGGAGCACUUCUACUCCAAGACCCUCGAAUCGUUCCAAGCGACCAACAACGAGCGGUUAUGGCUGUCCACCAACACCAAGCUCGCGCGACUCUGGCUUACACAGAAGGACUACGCUCGUCUUACAGACAAAGUGCGAGAAUUACAUCAGGCAUGCCAGCGCGAGGACGGCACCGACGAUCCCAGCAAAGGCACGUACUCGAUGGAGGCCUACGCUCUCGAGAUACAAAUGUAUUCGGAGACGAGGAACAACAAGCGCUUGAAGGGCUUGUAUCAGCGCGCGCUUAGAGUUCGGUCGGCGGUACCACAUCCCAAGAUCAUGGGCGUGAUUCGUGAGUGUGGUGGCAAGAUGCACAUGAGCGAAGAGAACUGGAAGGACGCACAGAGCGACUUCUUCGAGUCCUUCCGGAACUACGACGAAGCAGGCUCGUUGCAGCGCAUCCAGGUGCUAAAGUACCUUGUCCUGACGACCAUGCUCAUGGGAUCGGACAUCAACCCGUUCGAUUCUCAGGAGACCAAGCCAUACAAGAACGAUCCUCGUAUCGCGGCUAUGACGGAAUUGGUCGAUGCAUACCAGCGGGACGACAUCCAUCAAUAUGAGACAGUCCUCCAGAAGAACAAGGACCUCCUUGCUGAUCCCUUCAUUGCGGAGAAUAUCGACGAAGUCACCCGCAAUAUGCGUACCAAGGCCGUCGUCAAGCUCGUCGCACCAUACACGCGCUUCCGCCUAGACUUUAUCGCAAAGCGGCUGAGCAUCUCGAUACCCGAGGUUCAGGACAUCGUGGGCUUCUUGAUCAUGGACAAGAAACUGCGUGGCAAGAUUAACCAGGACGCCGGAACCGUCGAGAUCGAGAGUCGUGCAGAUCUGGAUCGCAUGCACGCGGUGGCGGAUUGGACAGCGGCAAUUCGCUCGCUGGCAUCGUUUGUGCUCAACGAAGGUGAUGGUUUCAAGGGCGAGGACGGCGUGAUGGGAACACAAGGCCCACCACCCAUUGCCUCUGCACCGGACCUCCUCGAGGGCAUGCCUUCGUCACGGGCCUCGCACGCUGCUGGGAAGCGGAAGCCGAACCGAGCACCAGGGAAAUGA
Messenger RNA from Fulvia fulva, 1485 nucleotides. RefSeq names its product COP9 signalosome complex subunit 2. The transcript has 5 exons. Bases 1 to 1485 code for a protein of 494 amino acids. Lineage: Eukaryota; Fungi; Ascomycota; Dothideomycetes; Mycosphaerellales; Mycosphaerellaceae. The record is from RefSeq and is a predicted model, not a curated record. Gene Ontology annotation, cellular component: COP9 signalosome. Gene Ontology annotation, biological process: protein deneddylation.